This is a messenger RNA of Porites lobata, 11019 nucleotides long. NCBI's taxonomy places the organism in Eukaryota, Metazoa, Cnidaria, Anthozoa, Scleractinia, Poritidae. The record is from the annotation of a GenBank genome assembly.
AUGGCUAAAGGUGGGGACGCCGACAAGCAGUACAAGUUAGUUGUUGUCGGCGGUGGUGGUGUUGGAAAAUCUGCUUUGACGAUCCAGUUUAUUCAGUCGCAUUUUGUCAGUGACUAUGACCCUACCAUCGAAGACAGCUACCGUAAACAGUGUGUGAUCGACGAGAAAGUCGCCCACCUAGACAGUAAGUGACUUGGUGAUGUUGUUAUUGAUGCCUGGCCCGUAGCUUAAAGUGUAAAAAUACAAGAACAAAACUUAGGGGCAGAUCGGGGAGUGCCGAAUGGGACUUCUUGUGUUUUGCCCAAGUGAUCUAUUUAUAAAAGCUCCCUGAUGAUCAUAGAUUUCAAAGUCGAAUAUCUCAGAUAUUCAUUUUCCACAUUUUUUAGGACAAGGUCGUGCACCAAAAUUUAGUACUUAUAUCAGAUUUAUUUUCGGCUGGGCACGCUGAUACAUAAGUAUUUAAAUGAUGUUUUUAGCCGGUGAAUGAAUUCGACUUGGAUAUGUAUUUGCUCAAGACAAAAGCCAUGUCUUGACACAUUCUUUAUUUGGAAGUAACAGCAAAUAUUUCUGCUGUGAAGUGAUGUUCUCAGACCACAACAAUAUCUUUUUAAUGAGAAAUUAAAACUUUAUUGUAUACUUUGUGAAAACUUGCAUAAACCGCAAAUCAUGACCGUCGACUUGUCGAAGAAACGUAACAAGUUAAAAUCGAUGCUGUUGAAAAUUUUCAAUCUGCAUGAUCAGGUUGGGAUGUCACGGCGUUUCUCGACUCAUUCAUUUAUGAAACUACGAUCGUAAUUGUUUUAAGUGCAUCAUUUUCUCUGCAUGUCGUUCAUACUUGUUUCCCAUAAUAGCCAGGGUUGAAAAUGGCAACUGAUUUGUAUAACUGUUGGUCGUCCGUUUUAGGGGGUUCAGUCACUUUACGUAAAUCGUUUUCUUUGGCACAAAAGAAUAUUAAUUAUUGUAAACCCUGAAAGCACAAUAAAUUUGAUGUUCUAAUUAUUAUAUUGUUGUAAAACAAACUUUCACUUGUGCCCAUAGGCAGAAAGACACCAAGAUAAUAAGCCUUACGUACGUUUCAGAAUUUAGCUGAAAUGGGGAGUGCACGUUUCUUUGACUAAAUUUCUAAAUUUCUCGUUUUCAGCUAAUGUGCAUGAAGAAAUGAUGAAAAAAUGUUCUAUUCCAAGUUCUUCUUUUUCAAUUGAUACCUGUUUCUAGCGCCCUUCUGCCUUUAGCCAUGAGGACUGGGCAUGCUUCAUCCUUUAUAUUUAGAGUACAGAAAGUAUUUUUUCAUGAAAAGGGUAUAAACAUUUAUGAUUCAAGACUGUCCAAGGCAAUUAUACGGUGGGAUAAUUACUUUAGAUAUUGAUCUUGUGAAAAUUUCCUGCCCAUAACUAUUUUCAACUGAUCGUGAGUGACAUUAUUCUUAGCAAGGUAAUGCACUUUAAUUUCUAGCUCUCACUUUCAUGUGUGGGUCCUGUUUCAUAUAUAUUUUUUGUUUUGUUUAAUGCUUUUAGUAUUUUUCCUUUCAGUAAAAUUUACAUUCUUUUUAAAGCUUAGUGAAUAGUUAAAAUUAAAGCCAGAACUUACAUUAGAGGCUCUUAGUAUCUCGUUUGGCAAUCUCAAACAUAGCUAAGCUUAGACUAUUAGCAUCAUGUAAGAACCUCAGGUGACAGCAUGGCAUGUGUCAAAUUAAGUGGAUAGAUCAAUCAUUGCGACUUAUAUGAGAAAAUAUGAACCAUCUAAGCAUGCAUCUAUGAUCAGUGUAGUAAAAUUCACCACCUAAUUUGGAAAAACUUGGUGGUAUAUUAUAUAUUAUAUAUGUAGAGAUGAAAACAUAUGUGGAGAUUUACAAUCUGGAGACUCGAUAUAUAGCAAUCUCUUCUCUUUCACAUUUUGCCCCCCCCCCCCCAAAAACAUCAAUAUUACCCAUUCACCCACCUCCACCCCCUCAAUAGAUAUAUAGCCCACAUUCAAUAUGUUAGAAUAAAUUCUUACAUCGCGCCGAGGCGUCGGAGACAAAAUUGCAAAUUUUUCAUGACUCCAUUUUAAUUUCUCGCAACUCCAUUCAAUAUGGAAAAAUAACCAUAAAGCCUCAGAAACAUGUUAGAAUUUUACCCAGGUAGGGUACUCCGGCUUUCAUGUGACAGGGAUGAUCGAGUGGGGGUAAAAAUCAAAACCGAAAAUAAUCCCCAGCGCUUCCGUCAAAACCCAAAAAAAUCCCUGGACCAAAAAUUAACCCCCAAAAAAUCCCAUGCCAAAUUUCCGAGCCUUAAAAUUUCCCAGAGAGCAUUAAAGGGCAUAACACAAAAAAUAAAUUGGAAACUGAAUGUUUGUAUUUGCGGCUGGGAUUCACAGGCACAACCACCAAUCUUCAUAUUGUUUUGAAUACCCCAAAAAGUUCCUACUUACACUCCUGUAAAUCAAGUCACCCAAAAAAAUACUUGUCAAAUUUUCCCACCCAAAAGAAUCCCGGAAACGAAAAUUUCAAGCCCCCAAAAAUCCUUCUGUCGUCCAAAGUACCCCCUGGGGAAUUAUAAACGUGGGCUGUUAGGUACCGUUAAAGCAUGGGUGUAGCUUAGGACAUUCUUUGAAGUCUCACAUGAAGUACAGACUGUCAACAUUUGUCUUUAUGAUUCUGAUGCUGAAAUAGUGGAAAUGUAUAGAGAACAAUGUGGAAAUUUGUACUAUCUUUGACCACAAGUAAUUCUAACUGUUCUCAAUAAUUUAAAUUUUUGAACACCCAUUUUAUUGGAAAAAUUUUUACGCUGGUUAAAUUUGCAAUUUAAUAUUUGUUUUUCUUUUUUUUACAGUUCUUGAUACAGCUGGUCAAGAGGUAAGCUUAAGUAGAAGCCUUAUGGCUUGAAUGCUCAUGCAUUCUCUACGUGUACACUACAAAAAUAAGCUGUCCUUCUGCAGUGCUUGACACUUAAUUUGUGAAAGCUCCUGGGCUUCAUUUAACCUGAAAUCAUGUUUUUACCUUUAUUUUUCUGCUGGUGGUGGCGGUCAUGACUGGGGGGCAUGGAUUUACCAGCUAUGGGGGUAUAACUCUAUGUACGGGCUGGCUCUGCCAGAGUGCAAGCCCCCUGGACAUACCAUGAAAAGCACCCAACCCAAGGCAGCUGUGUUCUAGGAGCACCCGGGAGCACCUGAUGCCUUGCUUUUGCUCAUGGGCGACCAGGACAUCUCAGUUUUUGUGGAGAAAUCAAAAGUUGGGCACCCUGGUUUUCCCAAGCUAAGUUCAGAGCAUUGGUAAUUUUUCUUAGAUCACAGCCUUGCAACCUCCACUAAGCAAAGCAGUGUUGUCAACUUCUCUUUUUUACUUUGCUACGUAACAAAAUAGAAUAAUGUUAUUAUAUUUGAAAGGUCAACAGUCUAUAUUUAGAUAUUAUUUUAUUCUGUUGGUAGAUUAAUCCUGCUACUCAACUGGGUAGAUCGACAGUUUAUUAACAUCGGCUUCUUUAUUUCAUUUUCAGGAAUUCAGUGCAAUGAGAGAACAAUACAUGAGAAAUGGCGAGGGAUUUUUAUUAGUUUUCUCUCUCUUAGAUCGUUCCAGGUUUGUACUGUUGUACCUUGAACUGCAUCAUGUGCACAUGAUUGAAAAAUAGCUUUGUCCAUGCACAUCCCUGGCAAACAAUUUGUUGAAAAUAAUGCUAAUUAUAGUUGAUAACACUCAAAUAUUUCUUCUCUUAUUCACAGCUUUGAAGAAAUCAAGCGCACAUUUCAUCCCCAAAUAUUACGAGUAAAAGAUAGGUGUGUAAAAAAAAAUAGCCUUCAUACACUUUUAGCAUAACAUAUGGUGAUGUUUCUUGAGAAGGCUAGAGCAAGUAAUUUUAAGCUAGCUGUCGCUGAGUUGUGUCAUAAUUAUGGUUGUGCACUCUUCAGCUGAUUUUCCAAUCUAACAGUAUCAUAAUAAUCUUACUGGAAAUGAAAAUUUGCCAUGAAAUUGCAAAAACUGGUAGUGUGUAGUGGCUGCACUUAGUUAAUAUGGACACCACGGGACCUGUUAUAGUGUCCGUAUUAUUUGGCUGAUCUGACCCGGCCCCCACAAAAAACAUCUUGGACACAUGUUUUGUCAAAAGAAGGACUAAAGCAGACAUUUUUAGAAGAAAACUUUGUUUAAUUUCUUAACUGUGCCUGUGAGAAGUUCUUCCUAAAGAAACCUCACUAUCAUUUAUAAUAAUCUUGGUCUAAAAUUACCUCUAGUUUUAAAUGUUCUUAAAACACGACAAUGGAAUCUGAUUUUUUUUGUACUAAUGCUGCUAGUUAAGUUUGCAACUCAGACAGGUGGACUGGAUAUUAUAGACAGACCCUUUGAAAGGUCGUUCCCUGUUUCUAUUAGGUUUUUCAUUGAUAGGAUAUUCAUAGCAUGAAGUAAUAUUCAUAAAGUGGGGUUAAUGACAUAUGGAAGUUUGUGACACAGAAAAUAAAUGUCCAUUGUCCAUAUUAAUUAGUGGUUACUUUGAGAGAAAAUAUAUGAGUUUUUUGUUGGGACAAACAAAACUGUUUGCGGUAUGCAGCAGGGCUCGAAAUUGCGACCGAUACGGUCGCAUUUGCGACUCAAUUUUUCUUAUUUGCAACUAGAAAAACGAGAGUAGUCGCAAAUUUGCGACUAGGUUUUGCCUUAACUGAUACGAAAUAAAAGGACUAGCACUUGAAUUUUUGCUUAAAUAAAUUUAGAAAUAAAAAGAUUCAUUGAAGUAGCGUCUUAUAAUUUUGUUACAAUCUAAAGGUUUACCGUAAUUUACCUGGAAUGCAUACACGCAACGAUAUUCCUUCGACAGCACGCCAUUUUCAGCGGGUUCUGUAAACAUGUACAUUGCAGGCUUAUAUUUCGUUUUGAUUUGCCGCUGACAGUCCCGCCAGCAUGCUGAGGACUUUUCCUGCGUUCAUGACCCGCGUUACGGCCCUCACAGUACACAUGUGUUCUUCUUUAGUGAGUCAAUUAUGUCGGAUGAAAGCGACUUAAAUUGUUUCAAAGGUCACAUUUUAAACGAAGAAAUCGACCGAGCUAAAGUUAUAUACUCAAGAAAACAAGAGGAAUUCUCACGUUUAAUCAAUCAGCAGCCGGCAAAACCAAGAUACAGUAAUCUUCCUCGAGAUGAAUCUGCGUAUACAUGAAAACGAGGUUUAGCAAACAAAGAUGGCGGAAUGUCCGCAUGGCACGUAUCGUCGUAUUGAAUGAUUCAGUCCUUCAGGGUUCUUUGAAUAAUCACUGUAGUAAUACCCCUGAUACUUCAGAUGUAAAGCUUAAUAUAUAAAAGAAUUCGUUACUUGUUUUGUCAUCGGUGGAAAACCUGCAAAAGGUAAAACUAAAGGAAUUUAGUUACGUAACGUAACCUAUAACCAUGUCGGAUGUCCGCCCAGUACAAAUGUUAUUGCUAUUUUGCAGAGAUUGGAGGCAUUUAAGAACUGCAGUUUCCUGCUGUAAUAUCUGUUCAUGAUUUGGAAAUCUAUCGCUUUGACUAAAAUAACAGACACUAAUUUAUGUGCCUUAACGCAGGUUCAACUUGAUCGUUUAGAUGAACUGGUGUUGUCCAAGACGCUAAACGUUCUGUACUAUUAAGUCUCGAAAUGACAUGAAAGCUGUUGAAAGAAUGAAAAUUAAAGCGUUAAUCAUUUAAAAGCCUACUUAUUUCUUGAUUAAAUGGCCUCAAUUAAUUUCGCGACUAACAUUUUCAAAGUUGCGACCAAAUUUUCGUAACUAGUCGCAAAUUUGCGACCAGACAUUUUUUUUAAUUUCGAGCCCUGUGCAGGUGUCUGUAGACCUGGGUUCCACUGUAAUCUUCUUCAUAGUAGUAUAUGCAACUAUAUGGCUAGGGUUAACAUAAUUACUCUUAACCUAAAAGUGUUCUGACAUUAGACAAGGGGGGAGCGAGUUAAUGAGGCUCAUCCUUGUUUUGUCACCCUUAUUAAAAAAAACUCUGCCUGGUGACUAUUUUUCUGAGAUAGUACACUUAACUGUGAAGUAGAGAAAUAGAGUGCAAAGCAAGUGGCUUCAUGUCCUGUCAGUCAAGCUAAAUUUGUGUGUAACAGUCAAUAUGAGAUCUGUCCCUUGCAAUAAGUUGGUUUUUGAUUAAAAUGUUAUCUUUGUUAUGAUUACAGGUCAGAGUUCCCCAUGAUAUUGGUCGGAAACAAAUCUGAUCUAGAACCAGAGAGAACAGUAAGUUGAUUCAGGGAAUCUGGAUAAGCUAAUGAUAGUCAAAACUAUUUCCAUUGAUAUUGGUUGAAAACAAAUCUGAUCUACAACCAGAGAGAACAAUAAGUUGAUUUGGGGAAUCUGGUGGAAAAGCUUCUUUGUCAAACCUUAGAUUAUAAUGAAAAUUUCAUUUAACACCAUUUUUCUUUCUGCCUUGAUAUGGUUUGAAAAUUGUACAGGAAUUGCCUGUUAUAACGUAUUAAGAAUGGGUGUUCAUAUCCAUAUUUUAACUGCAUCAAUGUUCUGCAUGGGUGAUCUUAACGGAUGUAAAGGGACACACAAGACAAACACCCAAACAGCCAGAGCUUAUUCCAGUUUCCUUAGCAUGAAGAAUGCCUAAGAGUAUUGCAACCCCUCCCUGGAUGGGAUGCUAGUCUAUUGCAGGGUUACCCCCCCUCAGCAGUAAGUAACUGGUACCCAUUUAUACACCUGCGUGAAGAGACAAAGUGGAGUAAAGUUCCUUGUCUAAGGUAGCAAUGUGACAGGCAAGGCUUGAACCCCUGGCCUUUAGAUCCAGAGUUUGAUUUCUUAACCACUUGGCGACAUCUGCCGCCUCUUGAAGGAUAUGAUCUCUUUCAGUUAAAAUUUUCGUGUUUACUUUGUUAAGGUUUCAACAUCAGAGGGACAAGAACUGGCAGCCGAACUCAAGGCAAGUAAUCAAACAAUACUUCAUCAAAGAUAAACUGCCACAGUUAUUGGGCUGAAAAUAAUCAUUUUUAGUGUUUUACAGACAGAAGACCCAUUCAGUAUACUAUAGCCAUGCACUUGGGGGUAAAAAAAAAAUAGAAAAUUGCUUUAUGAUGCCAACUCUUUCGGAUUACGUGGGAGUCUCCCGUAUUCAGCACCAAUUUCCUGGUCUCCCUAAUGGUUCACCGAAUCUACUCCAAACUGAAUUUUGAGCUUUUCUGUGCUUUUUCGGCUUCUUAAUUUGUGUAUUGUCAGCUGUACCAGCUGUACCAGCCCCACCCACUCUCAACCCCUCUGGCUUUGCCAUUCCUGAUUACUCCUUUAAAUCGUCUCACAUCCUUAUGUGCAUUUGCUGUCUGCAAAACUGCAAUCAAGGAGACAGUGUGGCCAAGUGGUCAGCGCGUCAGGUCACAAUCUGUCAGUCGUGGGUUCGAGUCCCACUCUGGCAAAUUGCUGGAUUUGUUCCUGGUCCCGAGCUCAAAUCCUCUGCCUCAGUUGUAAAUAGCCAGCUGGUUGCCUCCUGUCAUUUUAGGUUUUUAUUCCUGUUAUGUUGUAUUUUGUGUGGAGUGCCUGUAAACUAACUAGAUAAGCUAAGUUCACUUUCCACUACAAACAAGCCUUUAAACAUUAAUAAUUCCUAAUUGUAUUCCUUUAUUCCAAACUUAGUACGCUGCUUGCCAUUCCUUGACAUGACGUGCAAGCAGUAGGGUGAUCAAAUUCUUUUUGUUUUCAACAGAUUCAGUACAUUGAGACUAGUGCAAAACAGAAAACCAAUGUUGAUCAGGCAUUCCACGACCUCGUAAGAGCUAUCAGGUAAUGCCGUUCGUUUAGUGCAAAGGGUUGUCAAAACUGUAAUGAUGCUGUGAUAGUUUCAUGGGAAAACCACAAUUUCUGGUUGGAAAAUCAAAUGGUGUCGUACGUCACUCCAUUUGGGAAUCUUUCUAGGAAAUAUGGGCUGUGAUUUGGGGCAAUGUAAUUUUUCCACUCUUUUUAGCCUUUUCAGCUGAUUUGGAUAUACUUCGUAGCUGGUCCUUCUCCCACCACGUCAAAUUUUAUAGUUCUAUGUUUGUGCACAAGAUUCCACCCGGGUGGUUUGUGUAAAUGGGAAGCACCCCUUACCUACCCGACCAUGAUGAGUUGUUAUUCAUGUGUGUCCAUGGUAAAAUUACACUCAGCGUGGAUGAACUUUGACUAAGCUGUUAACAGGGUGGCAAAGGGGUUUUCGGUGAUGCAUGGUGGGUCCCAAAUUAUCAGCAUGAUACAUGAUGGGGGCCCAAGUUAGCCCUGUGAGUAGUGAUUGGGCAUAGCAGCAUAGUGCAUGAUUUACCAUUUUCACAACACACAACACAUGACUCCAGGAUUGGUGUAUAUUAUUUGAAACUAGAAGCACAGAUGUUAAAACAAGAUGGUCAUGACAUAAUGUUCUGAUCCUUUUUCUUUUUCGUUUUCUUUUUCCUAUUAUUUCUUGUCAAAAUCUUAUUAUGACCUUCAAUGUUUCAACAACACUGCAGGGGCAAAGCUACCUGUACACACAGUGCACAUGUGCAUAGGGAUGGGGUAGCAGGAAGGAUUUGGAAAAUUGUGUAUACCUGUCCUCUGUAAACAUCCUGCCAUGUUAACUCAGGGGCGGAUCUAGGAGAAGGGUGCAGGGGGUGCGUACCCCCUCCCCCUGGGAUGACCUGCGGUUUUCUAAUACAACUGGUAUUCUGCCAAAAAACAAAAACUAUGUGGUUUAUUGGUGUCGAAGUAGAGCAAGAGACGAGUGCACCCCCUCCUAAAAAAAAUCCUGGAUCCGCCCCUGUAACUGACUGCAAUUGCACCUAAUAUUCAUGAUGCAUGAUGGCUAACUUUUUAUUCCCAUGAUGCGUAAUGGCCCUCAGUAAAAUAAGUCAGCGUGAUGCAUGAUAAGCACUCUCGCCUCCUUUGCUACCCUGUGAUAAGUAUAAAAUAAUGUUUUGAAAAAAUGCUAACUGCAACUAACUCGAGAUUUUCCCAUGCUGGUUACUCUGUUAUGAAGUCAAGCAAAGAGGUGAUCAUUGAGUGUUUUAAAUCUUUUUCAGAAAAUUUUACGUGCAGCUGGAAGAACAGCAAAGAAGAAACAGUAAACCGGCCAAGAAAUCCUGCUGCUCAAUUUUGUGACACAGUUAUUUGAACUAGGAUGACUAUAUUGUGGAAAUCUUUAUUUUAGAGUGUGAAAUGAUUCGGUAGCCAUCAAUUUUCAAAGCGUAAUAUUGCUAGUAUGCUCGCAAAUAAGCACUCGGCAAAAACUAUCUUAAAUUGAAUUAUUUUUGUACAAAAUCUGCAAGUUGUUCGGCCUCCUGUGUCAUGGGUCUUUGGGCUUGUCACACAAUUUUUGUAAGUAAGGAGAGAUUGUGUGAGAGACAAGGAACUUGGCACUGGGUCCUUUGCAGCUGGUCAGUCAGGUUUAUGGUCAAGUCUUCUGAAAGCUAUCUCGGCCGAAGUUAUGCCGCCCAAAAUUUACAGUCAAGUCAAACUGAACCUGAUUGCACAUUUAUCACGCUUGUUUCGUCUUAUCAUAACUUAAAGAACGAGGUAUAUUGCACGCACAGCUUUAUUCCACUCUGUUUAUCUGUGUAUUACUUCAGAUAAAUUUCGUGAGAAAUAGCUUUGAAUUUUCGGCGACAUUACCCUAGUUUCGGGCACAUAACUUAAAGGGAGAUGGCUUUUGGGCGACUUGACUAGUUACCGUCAGUCACUUGGAACGAAAACGCCGCGAUGGAGAGCGAGAAGCACACUUGGACACACAAACAAAGGGCUCACAUCAUUUAAUUUGAUAGCUUCCUUUGUUUGUCUAGCGUAAGAAAACAGCCAACAUUUUGCGACGCCAACUUGUGGUUUCCCGCGAAAUGACGUGUGAGAAAUGAGCACAGAAAUUCCGUACUGAUGACGUACUGAUCACCACCCAGAUCUGGAUAGUACUUCUGAUUGGUUGAGGCAAAUUUCCCACGCGACGCGACCAAUCAAAAGCACUACCCAGAGCUGGCCGGGGGCGCUCGUUUCUCAGACGUCAUUUCGUCGCGGAAUCGUCGGGAAACCAGUGGUGCCGGUGGCGUCGCUAAAUGUCCACCGUUUUCUCAGGCUGUUGUUUGUCUUGUCCAGGUGCAUUUCUUGAUCUUCAGCAUGGCAUUCUCUUUUUACCACAUGACUGACCAGUUCCAAUGAAACCGUUGGAUUGUUGCAUUUGUACUGAAAAAAGGGUAAACUUAAAUAACCUCGAGAACUGGAGUAGUGUUAUUGGUAAAUUCAGUAUUGCAUAUCAGUAAUCAUUUUAUAAAAAGGCGUUUUUAGUUACCACUAAAGUAUUUAUCACAGGAUAAGAAAACUUUUUUCCCCUAUUCAGUAUUAUUUUAAGUGUAAUUUAGUAUCCUUAACUCUAAGAUCUACAUGUUGAAUUAGGCGAAGUUGUUAGCCCUGUCGUCUGGGUGAUUUCCUUUAAAAGUUAUUUUCGAACUAAUAACAAUAAAUAAAUCUUUGGAACAAAAACUCUUUUAAGGUGUUUUUUUUCUGGUAUGCGUGUAAGGUUUAUCUUGUUUUAAUCUUACAAAAACUUUUUGAAAGACAUGGAAUAGUGUUUUUAAUUAAGUUUAUAUAAAUAUAAGUCAGUUAACCAAUUGUUGAUAAAGUAUCGUGGUUGUUUCAGCUAUCAAUAUUGUCAUAGCUGAGAUGUUUUGAAUCAUUUUGCUUCCUUGUUGUUUUUGGUUGUUAACUUGAUUCGCGCUGAUUCGAUAGGAGGAUCUACGCGGAUAUCUUUGUUUACAUUUUGCUUCAUUACCAUCAAGAUAAAUUAAAACAACGAUAAUAAUUAAAAGCCUUGCAGCCUGCGUAAUAUUUAGCUUUUUGCUUGAAUAAGUUGAGGAAAUAUUAGCCAUGUAAAAGUACCACAUUUCUGGGUGGCAGAACUGUCAAUUUUAGGUAAAAUUUUCAAGUUAUUAACAUCAUAUAUUUGAAAGAAUAUUUGGGAGUUUGGACUUAAAUUUUCGGAAAAACUUAUUGUUUUAUGUCCUUUCAAUAUUCGGAAAUGACCCUUUUAUAACUAGAUUAGAAAAUGGGAAGCAUGCUAUAAAUGACAGUUAUGAGUAAUAACCAGCGUAGUUAAUUAAAGUGGAAUGGUUGGG